This is a messenger RNA of Leptosia nina, 387 nucleotides long. The record is from the annotation of a GenBank genome assembly. Lineage: Eukaryota; Metazoa; Arthropoda; Insecta; Lepidoptera; Pieridae.
AUGACGAAACCCUUUAAAAACGAUUCGCGUAAAAAUAAUGCAAAAAAUGAGAAAAAUGUUCAUCAACGCGACACGACGCCCCCUCUACCCCCUCGGAUCACCCCCGCUUCGGGCGGCGGGUGGUGCGAGCGAGAUACUUGUAUAUACCGUAUGUGUUCACACGUUGCAUCUCCCGUUCAACUUCGGUAUCGAAAACUACCCGCUUUGCGCAGCUUCUUUUAUCUACAAAGAGUCCUAAGUGCUUUGCGAAGUACUCAAAUUUGGGCCUUAAUCGGAAUACAUUGGGCUUUAGAAUCGCUUGGCUUGAGAGAUGCAUGUUUAGUCUGUAGCAUGCUUCUGAAGUUUCGGACUCUUGCAACAGUGAGGACACACACACGGAAGCACUAA